This is a messenger RNA of Glycine soja, 1357 nucleotides long. RefSeq names its product LEAF RUST 10 DISEASE-RESISTANCE LOCUS RECEPTOR-LIKE PROTEIN KINASE-like 2.7. Bases 146 to 1144 code for a protein of 332 amino acids. NCBI's taxonomy places the organism in Eukaryota, Viridiplantae, Streptophyta, Magnoliopsida, Fabales, Fabaceae. The transcript has 3 exons. Gene Ontology annotation, molecular function: polysaccharide binding. The record is from RefSeq and is a predicted model, not a curated record.
CAAACAAAGCCAGUGAUCAAAGAAACCAAAAGGGAAUAUAUAAAAGCAAAAGGAGACUAUAAAUUAUAAAAGCAACACUUCAGCUAUAUUCCUUUUUUCUUCAACACUCUGCUAUAGUUACUUCCCUUGUGAUCAUUCAUAAACCAUGCUACUGUCUCUGAUGUGUUCACUUCUCACCCACACCAUGUCCUUACUACUCAUUCAACUAAUUCUCUCAUCAUUUCUCACUCUCACAACAUCACAAUCCAGCCUCUGCAGAACAUCAUGCGGCGACAUUCCCAUCAAAUAUCCAUUUGGCAUCGACGAUGGAUGCGGAAGUCCAUACUACAGACACAUUUUACAAUGUUCAAACUCAGGAAAACUCGAGCUCAGAACCCCAUCAGGGCGAUACCCAGUUCGCAACCUGAGCUACUCCGAUCCACAUGUCGUGGUCACUGAUCCAUUCAUGUGGAGCUGCGAGGACGGCGAGAAGUUUCGCCCCACGAGGCCAUUCAGCUUGGACACCGCCACACACUUCAAGCUCUCGCCGCAGAACGAGUACAUGUUCUUCAACUGCAGCCAAGACAGCGUCAUCAUUCAACCAAAGCCUAUGUUCUGCGAGCAUUUCCCCGAACACUGUGAUUCCUCGUGUGACAGUGCUAGCUAUCUCUGCAGGCACUUGCCGGGUUGCUCCUUUGCACUCCCUCGGAGUACUUGUUGCUCUUACUAUCCCAAAGCCACUGAGUCUCUGAGGUUGAUGCUUAAGUAUUGUGCUAGUUAUGCUAGCGUUUAUUGGAAGAACGUUGGUGCUCCUAUGCCUUAUGAUCAAGUUCCCGAAUAUGGGAUCAGAGUUGAUUUUGAUAUCCCGGUUACCACGCGCUGCCUUCAGUGUCAGGAUCCAUUGAAAGGAGGUGGGACUUGUGGAUUUGACACACAGAAUCAGAGUUUCAUUUGUCUCUGUAAGGAUGGAAACUCCACUACUCAUUGCAAAGAUUAUGAUAUUGCAAGGCACAAUAGGAGGGUCCAUGUAAUCGCAGGGACAGUUACGGGCGUUUCGGUUGCGGGUGCAUUUGGAAUUGGAGCUGCUGUUUGGUACUUGAAGAAAGUGAGAGCUAAAGCACCAGUCACGUGUGGAGUUCAAAGCAACGAAAAUAGGCUAUUCUGAAGACGACCAAAUGAUGUGAACCAUGCAUACACAUAUUCCUUCUGUUACGUUUUUCUUUUAUUGAGUUUAUUUAUUUGUACCACAAUUAUACCUAGUCAUAGAGUUGUGUCCCAAUUUUUCCGAGUUUGAUAUGGUCUUCUUUAUUAAUAUCGGGUUGUAUCUUAUGUAUAGUUUAUAGUUUAUUAAAAGGAAUUAAAGUACUCUGCUGGAGAA